GAUCUCACAUACUGUAAUGCUGCUGUUAUGAGCUGCUCGCAGGGUUGAAGAUGAACAGGCUGAUUUUACCGGUUCUGUUUGCCGUUCUCUAUCAGGUGCAUACAUUGCCAUUGCACACUGAGGAAGAUGAGUAUCUUUUCAAAUCAUGGAUGUCUCAGUAUAACAAAAAAUAUGAGAUAAAUGAAUAUUACCAGCGGCUACAGACAUUCCUGGAGAACAAGAAGAAGAUUGAGCGCCAUAAUGCAGGAAACCACAAGUUUUCAAUGGGACUGAAUCAGUUUUCAGACAUGACCUUUACUGAAUUUAAAAAGUCCUACCUCCUGACAGAACCUCAGAACUGCUCUGCCACUAGAGGGAAUCAUGUGAGCAAUAACGCACCUUAUCCUGAUAUGAUUGACUGGAGAACGAAAGGACACUAUGUAACUGAUGUCAAGAACCAGGGAGCUUGUGGUAGCUGCUGGACUUUUUCCACCACAGGCUGUCUGGAGUCUGUCACUGCUAUUGCCACAGGGAAACUCCUACAACUAGCAGAGCAGCAGCUUGUUGAUUGUGCAGGUGCUUUCGACAAUCAUGGUUGCAAUGGUGGCCUCCCAAGUCAUGCCUUUGAGUACAUCAUGUACAACAAAGGUCUUAUGACAGAACAAGAUUACCCCUAUAAGGCUAUACAAGGUGAAUGUAGAUUCAAACCAGAGUUGGCUGCUGCCUUUGUGAAGGAUGUUGUAAACAUUACAAAGUAUGAUGAAAUGGGCAUGGUGGAUGCUGUGGCCAGGUUGAACCCUGUCAGCCUGGCAUAUGAGGUGACAUCUGAUUUCAUGCACUACAGAGAUGGAAUAUACACGAGCACCAAGUGUCACAACACUACUGACAUGGUGAACCAUGCAGUGCUUGCUGUGGGCUAUGCUGAGCAGAAUGGAACUCCAUACUGGAUAGUGAAGAACUCCUGGGGAACCAACUGGGGAAUCAAUGGAUAUUUCUACAUCGAGAGGGGAAAGAACAUGUGUGGACUUGCUGCAUGUUCAUCCUAUCCUUUACCUUUGGUGCAAACCAGUAUGUGGCAACCUAAACCCAAUGUCAAGAACCAGGGAGCUUGUGGUAGCUGCUGGACUUUUUCCACCACAGGCUGUCUGGAGUCUGUCACUGCUAUUGCCACAGGGAAACUCCUACAACUAGCAGAGCAGCAGCUUGUUGAUUGUGCAGGUGCUUUCGACAAUCAUGGUUGCAAUGGUGGCCUCCCAAGUCAUGCCUUUGAGUACAUCAUGUACAACAAAGGUCUUAUGACAGAACAAGAUUACCCCUAUAAGGCUAUACAAGGUGAAUGUAGAUUCAAACCAGAGUUGGCUGCUGCCUUUGUGAAGGAUGUUGUAAACAUUACAAAGUAUGAUGAAAUGGGCAUGGUGGAUGCUGUGGCCAGGUUGAACCCUGUCAGCCUGGCAUAUGAGGUGACAUCUGAUUUCAUGCACUACAGAGAUGGAAUAUACACGAGCACCAAGUGUCACAACACUACUGACAUGGUGAACCAUGCAGUGCUUGCUGUGGGCUAUGCUGAGCAGAAUGGAACUCCAUACUGGAUAGUGAAGAACUCCUGGGGAACCAACUGGGGAAUCAAUGGAUAUUUCUACAUCGAGAGGGGAAAGAACAUGUGUGGACUUGCUGCAUGUUCAUCCUAUCCUUUACCUUUGGUGUAA
Messenger RNA from Sinocyclocheilus grahami, 1685 nucleotides. RefSeq names its product pro-cathepsin H-like. Bases 51 to 1685 code for a protein of 544 amino acids. Gene Ontology annotation, biological process: proteolysis. The record is from RefSeq and is a predicted model, not a curated record. NCBI's taxonomy places the organism in Eukaryota, Metazoa, Chordata, Actinopteri, Cypriniformes, Cyprinidae. The transcript has 20 exons. Gene Ontology annotation, molecular function: cysteine-type peptidase activity.